UUCAUAAUGGGUUAAUAUAAAAAUACAAGUACUUAGUUGCUGGUUAUCCAACAUACGAAGUAUUUCUCAUAAUAUAUACGCUCAUACGCGUUAGUUAAAGCAUUCGUAAUGCGCAAGUCGUUUAAUAAAUAUGCGAUUUAUAUUAUCAUUGUGUCCUUGCUGCGUAGGUGGGCGAUUAUCUCAAUAAGUAGGACAAUUUUGACAGGAAAACUUGGUUAGUUGGGAUUAAAGAAGGUAAAAGAAUACCUUAUUUUUAUGACAAUUAGUAAUAUGAGAAACUACGUAGAGAAAGAAUGUGUAAAAUCAGAUUUUUGAUGAAUGUGGAAGUAAACAAAGUCUAAACCAUGAGUUGGUUACGAAGUAGUCCUUUGAGAACUAGUUUUAGUAAGCAACGUUCAAGAGAUUCUCCACCAAAAGACGCCGAUCCAUCAGCAUGUUAUGACAGUUUUUGUAAACAUUGGCAACAAGCGUACGAAAUUAUUUUACGUACAUCACCACCCAAAGGAAUAUGUAAUCAAGAUGAUGUUCUUGGAGUUGUUAAUCAUGUAGAUCAGAUGGUAACACUUUUAGUUCUAGAAUUACGAGAUUUUAACUUUUAUAAUAACUAUCGACAGUCUACUACAGCAACGCACUCUCCUUGUUUGGAAUAUUUAUUAAGUGAAAAUCUUCUUGUUAAACUUUAUGAUUGGAAUAGACAUAGUGGAAGAUUCAAUAAUGCUGUCCGUCUGGAACAAUUAAAACUAUAUGAACUUUUAGUGUCACAUAGUGGAACUCUUCUUGCUCAUGAACCUGUUGCUAGACCAUUAUUGCGAUUACUUGAAGAUUGUGCAAAUGAUAUUAUGCCAUUAGAAAUAGAAGAAAAAUUAGUAGUAUUAUUAAAUCAGUUAUGUGUUGCUUUAAUGCAAAACAUGGCAUUACUUGACUUAUUUUUUCAUCCAACAGCACUAGGGAAAAACAAAUUUAUUAUUUUUACAUUACUAAUACCAUAUGUUCAUCGAGAAGGUGGCGUAGGACAACAAGCACGUGAUUCUAUGUUACUAUGCAUGUCUCUUUCCAAAAAAAAUGAUGAAGUUGGCAUGUAUAUUGCUGAUCACUCUAACAUAUGCCCUGUAUUAGCUACAGGUUUAAGUGGGCUAUAUUCAUUGCUGCCAAGAAAAUUAGAUAUUGAAACCGGUGAUUGGCAUCGAUUGACACCAGAUGAUGUUAAUGAUUUACCAGCAUUAAUGCACCUCAUGAAUUCUUUGGAUUUUUGUAAUGCUGUCGCACAAGUUGCACAUCCUUUGGUACAAAAACAAUUACUAGAAUUUUUAUAUCAUGGUUUUUUGGUACCUGUGAUGGGACCAGCCUUGUUGCAGGAUUCUGUUGGUUUGACCAUAGAACAACUAGAUGCACAAGAACAUUGGACAACAGUGGAUGAAUUAGUUGCAGCAACAGCUUAUUUUGACCUAUUUCUUCGUUCUGUAACUGAACCUGGUCUUUUACGUUCAUUCGUUAGAUUUUUGCUUGAAGAUAAUUAUGAUGAGUGCAGAAUAUUGGAUAGUCUUAUUCAAAGGAUAUCUUCUAGAUCACGGCUGUGUCUAGUAACAUUGGGACUAUUUGAGACUUUAGUCAAUUUAAAUUGUGAAGAUAUUAUGCUAGAAUUGUGUUUAGGUGCAUUGAGCCCUUGUUCUCAUGUAAUGCUUUCACAACGUAGAAGAUUAAGGGAUAUAGAUCCAUUUGGACGUGCAGCUGAAAAGUUUCUUUCUUUAACACCAAGUUGUUGUUCGCCACUUACAUAUAUAAAUUCUCAAUUCAGUUCUUUACCUAACAAUACAACAUAUGAAAAACAUUCAAAUACUACAUCUGAAACCUUAAAAUCAUUACCAGCAUCUAUAAAUUAUGGUGUCAGAUUAUCAGACAGUCUUUAUGGAAAUUAUCAUGCAUACUUAUGUGAUGCUCGACAAAAAAUAAGAGCUUGCCGAAUUGCAUGUUCCAAUUGGUCAUAUCAAUACAAUGGAGAAUUACCAAAAGAUAGUACUACUAGUAGUGCAACUACUUUAAUAGAUGAUAAUACAUUAUUAGAUCAAUCUCAGAAGAAAACUGAAACAAUUAAAGAUUUAUCAUUAGAAACAUUAAAAGAAUCAAUGCUUUUCAAUGAAAUUAAUGAAAAUUUAUCAGUAGAUAAUAUAUUAGUUAAUAUUCAGACAUUAUUGGGUGGAAAAGAUUUAAAUGCAGUAGAAAAAGAGGUAAAAACAGAAUUCUUUGCUACAAGGAAUGUAGAGUUAUCAUUAGAAGAACAAGCAAAAUUGGAUGCGGAUAUAGCUGAAUUGUUAAAUGAAGAUAUUGGAAUAUCAGAGUCUGUUAAGGAGAUGUCAGUAAUAGAUAAAAAAGAAUUAGAUAGCGGUAUUGAUGAUUCAAACACUACUAUGAAUUCACUUUUAUCGUUAGGGGAAAGUAGUGGCUAUGAAAGUUGUGCAUUUAAAGGUUCAUUGCAGUCGACUCCGGAUAACGAACCUAGUGAAGAUCGAAUAAGUGAACAUGAAGAAAUAGAAAUUGAAUCGAAUAAAGAACAAGGUAUAUUUCUUCAUAGCAUCAUAGAAUCAAUUACACCAGAAGAAUUAACAGCAAACAAACAAAAUAAAGAAAAUUAUCGCCAAGAUGUAUUUAAUGGACAACCAAAUGUCGGUAUAUUUUUGGAUGUUCUUUUACGAAAACUUGAAUGCAUGACAAGUAAUAAUUUAUAUGUCAAUUUACAUCUAACUGGUCUUAUCAGCAGAUUGGCAAUAUAUCCGCAAUCCUUAUUACAAUCAUUUCUAUUGAAUCAUUCACUGGUAUUUCAACCCAGUAUUAGAUCAUUGUUUCAGGUACUUGCAUCUUUAAAACAUAAAAUAGAUCAAUUUCUUGUGCAACAUAAUAAUGUAGAUAUAUUGGUUGAACAAGCGCGACUAUUUUUAAUUAAUCGGGAAGAUAAAUUAGUGAAUGCAAGAAAGAAUGUAUUAGAAGCUGCUGCUCAUUCUGCUCCUUCUAAAAGAAAUUCUUUAAGUGGAGAACCAUUCUUAAGAGGUGAAAGUAAGAGAUGGAGUUUAACAUCAUCUUUUACACAAAUGCUUAGAAGAUCAAGUGGUAAUUCCGGUCCAAGUAGUUUAAUUAAUACCACCAAUCAAUCAACUGGUAUAUCAGAAAACCAAUUAGAAGCUAUUGGACAUGGUUCCGGAUACCGAUAUUACACAAAAACGUCCUGGGAAUCUCCAAAUGAAGUAAGUCCAGUACAAAAUGUGGUCUUAUGUGCAGUUGUAUUAGAUGAAUGGCUAAAAGAGUUAGCCGCUAUUACACAAGAACAUGCCAUUAUAUCUCUUACAAAUAAUUUGGAGUUUAAAGUUUAAUAUGGUUUUAAUAAAGUAAUAUGUGAUAUACUGCUAGACUUACAUAUAACAAAUCAUAUCAUCAAGUAUAAAAUGUUCAUCUGGGGUUAUUAAAUAGAAUAUCAAGAUAUGUAGAAUAUUGCUACA
Molecule: messenger RNA, 3488 nt
Organism: Eufriesea mexicana
Lineage: Eukaryota; Metazoa; Arthropoda; Insecta; Hymenoptera; Apidae
Product: UPF0518 protein AAEL005291
Exons: 12
Coding region: 345-3362 (1005 amino acids)
Source: RefSeq, a predicted model, not a curated record